AUGGGUAAAUGGAAACGCAUUGACAUGUUUGGUGAGGAGUUCGAUACUGGGUCCAACAACAGCGACUCAUCAUCUUCGGAUGACGAACUCAUCCUCCCCAAAUAUGAUUAUAUGGCAGAUAUCACUCYGACUYGUUUUCCUCCGACUCCGGAGACAUGGGAACCCUCACCUAUUGGCAUUCCGACCAUAUGUUACUGUGUAAAACCAGAUGUGCUUAAGACUCAAACAAUUGGGUUAUUGACUGGUAAAAAAUUCUACUCUUGUUCUGGUGAUAUUCGUGAUGGAGAUUGCCACAUUUACAAGGAGUUGGCUGUUGCAAUCUUGGAGGAGAUUACUUUAACCAAAACCAAAUUGGGAGAAAUAGAUCGCUUUUUGCAAGAGCAGAAGAAGUUUGAAGAGAUGGUCAACUUUUGCAAGGAUUUGAUGAUGGCUUGCAGACUUCAUGCAAAGGUAGAGGAUUUUAUGAUGGAGUUGGAGAGUUGA
This is a messenger RNA of Arabis nemorensis, 483 nucleotides long. NCBI's taxonomy places the organism in Eukaryota, Viridiplantae, Streptophyta, Magnoliopsida, Brassicales, Brassicaceae. The record is from the annotation of a GenBank genome assembly.